ACUUUAAAACGUAACCUAAUUGAACUAUUCUUGAAAUAUGGGCCUAGCCAUUUGCCUUUCAAAGGAAAUUAACUAUGAAGGGGAUACUCAAAAAGUCAAUCCAGUCGCUAAGAAGAACGGAGGAGAAUGGUACAGUUCAAAAGCAAGCCAGUGUCACGACUGGGAGUAGCAUUUUGUCCAAUCCUGAACCAAUACCCGACGUGGAUGAUGAUACUAAACAACUCAAAAAUGCAUCGCAUGAGCUAGAGCAGACACUUAGACUCUAUUUCGAGAAAGCAUCAAAUGGCAACAAUCAAUUACAGAACCUUCCUUUCCAAGGAAAUGAACUUUCUGCCGCAUCAGACCCCGAUCAAUUGGCAGAUCUUAUCAGCAAAGUCAUAGUCACAGAAUCCCAUAAGGGAAAUAAGAUAUCAAGAAAAUUUUCUAGUGUAUUCGGAAAAAUAUACCCUGUCGCCUCGCUAGUGAUCCAAUUCGGCACCGCUGCCGGUGAAGCCUUCCAACCUGUCAAGGCGUUGAUGGGUGGGUUAGAUAUCCUUCUUAACCUUGCAGAAGAGGAAAGGUCGCGCGCUGGAGAUUUCCUCAAAAACAUAAAUAAUAUCACAUAUCAAUGUUCCCGUAUUGCGGAGUUGCAAAAGACUAUUGGCAAAAGAGAAUGGAAUAGACUGGUUAUUCAAAAGUCUACUCAGCUGCUUACAGCUGUGAUCCGGUAUUUCAACGCAAGCAUCGUUUUCUUUUGCCAGAAUUCUCUGCAAAUCCUCGGAAAUUCCGUUUUUCAAGGGACACAAAGAUAUUCUAGUGUUCUAGAAUCUCUCAAGCAGGCUAUUGCAGAAUAUGACCAGGCGCUCUUGCUUCAAAUUGCGUUGACUACGUUGUCGACUAGCGCUAAAAUUAAUUCUGUCAUUCCCGACGGAAAAGAUACAGGUCAUCCUGAUGCCACUACUUUAAAGUGGUUAAAAUCCUCCUAUUGGGAAACCGAAGCCCAGUACAUGAAUUCCUUGAGCAGAAGGCAAGAUGGCUCUUUCCGUUGGAUACUAGAUUUGAAUGUGUUCCAGCAAUGGAGAAGAAGAGAGAAUCAAGGUUUAUGGCUCACAGCAGCACCCGGUUUUGGAAAGUCGACGCUGACAGCAUACCUAACCCAACUCCUAAAGUCAGAAGAUUCUUCAGAAGUGGUUGUUUUAUUCUUCUUAUUCCGCAGUACAAAUCCACAGCUUAGGACUUUGAAUAAUUUGAUUCGAACACUCGCCGCGCAGAUCUUAAAAAAUGUUCCAGAUACACAGGAGUACUUUGGAAAUCUGUGUGCUCAAGGAUUUGAAUCAGAAGACCCUUCAAUUCUUUUCGAUACCCUUGUGUGGACGCCGCUGUCGGGGUUGACACAACAGAUAUACACGGUUGUCGAUGGUCUUGAUGAGUGCUGUCCCGAACAAAGUUCAUCAUUGGCAAUAGGACAGAAAGUGAGUCUUGACGUCUCUGACAUGUUGCAGAAACUCCCCGGUCAGUGUUUUAUGACUAGCCGGCCGAUUUCGAUACCUACCGCAAAGCUUGAAAAAUGCCUACAUCAUCGACUGCUCGCAGAAAAUUCAGACGAUAUUGAGGCUUAUGUGUCAAAGCGCGUGGCCCAAUCUAGCGUCCUACAGAAAGGUUUUAAUACUCUGAGCAAAGACCCGUCUAUAGUACUAGUCGAAAAGGCCCAGGGAAACUUCUUGUGGGCAUUUACUGUGCUAGGAUUACUUGAUAAACCCAGCCUGUCCAUCGAUACCUUUGAAUCCUUUCUUACCAGCGUUCCAGAAAAUCUCAAUCAAGUCUACAACGAAGUGCUUGGUCGACUUGACCGUGCUGGGAGUCUCGAACUAGCAAAACUGGUAGCGGGAUGUGUAUUGUUCGGUGUAUCCACAAUGACGGUUGAUAUGCUGCAAGCAGUUGUCUGUAUUAUCCAUGGAGAGGUUUUCGGCUUAGAGGAAUUUAUCGAAGCCGAGUGUGGGUCAAUUUUGACCAUUGCUUCAAGCAAAUCACCAUCCAACAUAAUCCAGCCAGUACAUGAGACAUUCAAGAAGUUUAUCACUAGCAACGAUGCACUGAACUGCGGAAGACUAUCAUCUGAUAUUUGUCAUCUUCAUUUCACAAUUGCUUGUCUAGAAUGCUUGCUUGAUUCUGAGAAUUUGCAAUAUAAUUCUCUUCAUGAAUAUGCCUGUCAGAACUGGUUCACUCAUUUCACUGCUUUUCAGAACCAUGAGGAGGCAUAUUUAGGGAGCGAAUAUUUGGAACGAUUACUGUUAUGUUUGCAUACAUUCUUCACCUCCGAGCAGACCUUUUGCACUUGGCUCAGAGAAUUGCUUCUUCUCGUUCAGGAUGAUACCCGAGCACGAUUUUUUUGUUUUGAAUUGGUCGACAUGCAUAGUACAAUAUCCGAAUGGCUCAUUUCUCUAAACACUAACGGCUUCUGGUCGAACCUGAGUAGUGAAAAUAUGAAAUCCGAAUCACUAUCAAAGGCGUCUCAGUGGAGUAAUCGACAAGUCCAGACUCAAAGCCAAGAUUUAGCACAAUUCAUAUCCAAAUGUGUAGCCCAAACAUGGUUGCGAACAAACUGGAAGGAGUCUUCUCUCAGUCAUUGGAUAUUUCUGCAAACGAAGAAAACGGCCCAGAUGCUUCUGUGGGAUGAUCCUGAAGGGAUCAGUGGCCCUAAACGUUAUGUGAGAUCCAUAAGUCACAGCGAUUUCAGCUCUACAACGAUAGAAGAAGCCAGACGUCUGGGGACGUUGGGUAACUUUGUGCCCUUGGUCGGUGUCCAGGCAGGAAACUAUGCUUUCGGAUGCUUGGCUGCCAAUGAUCCCUCAUGUGAGCGAUUUUUCCUGUCGGCUCUGGACGAGCAUCCAGAAUGGUGGCACCUACAUGAAACACUGGGAGAAUGGUACUAUCGAAAUGAUAACAAAAAGCAAGCCAUGCGAGCAUUUGAAAAUGCCAUUGAGUAUGAUCCCAAAUCUCCGUCUUCCGCCACGCACAUGUAUUGGACAACGAAAUGUGAAAUAUGUCUUGAUUCCAACGACCUCAUCGGGGCAGUGGAAACUUUGAAGCGGGCUGAAGAAAUUUGUCUUGAUGGACCUGCAUUCAAAUACUGGGAUCGCAUGGCGAGGAUAUGGAAAGAUCAUGACCGAUGGGACGAAGUCAAAACUGUCUAUACUGAUGCGCUUCGCAAACGGACCGUUUGCCGUGACGAGUACUGGAUGGGGCUGGUAGAAGCAAACGAGAAGCUCCGUGACUCGCAAGGUGUUCUUGAUACCCUCAUCUCGGCAUUGCAAGACGACCCCAAAAACUCUAGACGUUACGGAAACAAACUAUGUCGCUUUGCAUCGGAGCUCGCGGAAUGUAUGUUAUUUGACGAAUCGAUCAGCUUCCUUUGCUUAGCUAUUGAAAUCCAGCCAAACGAUAAAAGAGAGUAUCACAUGCUUUUGGCUAAAACGUACAUGGGUGCACGUAAGUGGGAAAAGGCAGCUGAAGCAUAUGAAGCAAUACUCCUAGAAGAAGAAAAGAAUGUCAAUAUUCAAAACGCAAUGUACAGCAGCCUUGGAGAUGCUUAUUUGGCAAUGGGUAAGCUGAAAGAAGCCAAAGCCGCAAUUGAGAAAGCCAACAUCUCCGACCCAAAACUCAUCUUACCCGACACAUUCGCUCUGGGCUACCUUAUUGACAAUCAAUUCUCCGAUGCAAUUCGAAUUCUCAAAAGAUGCAUUUCACAAACACACUCAGAUAAGGUUUCCGGGAUCUUUAACGCUAUCCAGGCUGGUAUGGUCAUGAAUAUGCACUUGGUUUUGGGUAAAGCAUAUAAAGCCGCAGGUCGCGAUGCUGAAGAGAGUCAUAUAGUAUAUGAGGCUGGAAUUGCCGUGUUUGAUAAAUUAAAAGAAGAUGUGCUCAAAAACAUUCCGAAACCAGAAGACCAGCAAGUGCCUGUCUGGCGAUGCGAUGCUCGGGUUCUCAUGAUUUAUGGCGAAUUACUACUCCUAGUCGGCAGGCUCGCGGAGGCAUUGCAGCAAUAUGAAGCUGCCUACGCGAUAAUUUCCAAAACGCGCUUUGUAGAGGAUGACGAUAUACUCGAGUGGGAGUAUGGCUAUUGUCAAUCAUCACUUGAAAGAGCAAGGCUGAAUUUGCCACUUUCCAUGCAGGCCGAAAGAGAAGUAAUACGUAAGACUUUGGAACUCAGGAUCAGUAAUUCUUAUCGAACAGAGUGGUAUUCAUUCAUGAAAUCUAGUAUACCGCGGUUCAGGGGAGGGGAGAACGGAUGGUCAACGAAAAUUCUUGGGGUGAAAACGGUUUAA
This is a messenger RNA of Talaromyces proteolyticus, 4304 nucleotides long. RefSeq lists its product as uncharacterized. The transcript has a single exon. Gene Ontology annotation, molecular function: protein binding. The coding region runs from base 75 to 4304 and encodes 1409 amino acids. NCBI's taxonomy places the organism in Eukaryota, Fungi, Ascomycota, Eurotiomycetes, Eurotiales, Trichocomaceae. The record is from RefSeq and is a predicted model, not a curated record.